Molecule: messenger RNA, 2966 nt
Organism: Toxoplasma gondii ME49
Lineage: Eukaryota; Apicomplexa; Conoidasida; Eucoccidiorida; Sarcocystidae
Exons: 5
Coding region: 234-2153 (639 amino acids)
Cellular component (GO): mitochondrion
Source: RefSeq, a predicted model, not a curated record
UGCCCGAAAGCGCACAUGCAAAGGCUGGUUGCGUCGAGAGACACCGUCUAGUCGCGUUUCUUCUGUUCUGAGGCUGCUUGCUGUGAAGGGACUUUGAAUGAGGAAGGAGAGAACUAAAAACCGAGGCACCUUCUGCUCUCUUUCUCGAGCGCGGCUCCUCUCCCGUCAGAGAACUGUUCGCUCUUUUGUCUGUCCGAGACGAGGGAGAGAGAGAGACAAGCUCUUGUCUUAAUAUGCAGCGCUGCCUUCUACAAACAGCCUUUUUCCGGAGGGAACACAGCUCGUUCUCUCUUUUUUCUUAUUUUCUGCGUUCCUUUUUUCUUCCCUCCUCUCGAAAAAACAAGUCUGCGUACAUACACCGCAUCGAUUCGGCGCAACGAUCUUUUCGUAGAGCCUUCUGUGUCUCUCUGUUUCCUGGUCUUCCUCUCUGCCUCUCGCUUUUCCCUGCUGCCUUUGCGCUUCCUUCUGCUCUCCGUCAUCCUCCUUUUCUGUCGCCUUUUUCUUUGUUCGAGAUGGCGGCAGCUGCUAGCUGGCACUUCGCCCGGCGCGUGACGCCGCCGAGGCCGAGCCUCCUUUCUGGCCUCUCGGAAAGACAAACACAGCUUUGUCGCCUGCAUGCAGUCUCUUCACUUUGCGCGCGUUUUUCGAAGUCCACCGUCCCAGCAUCUUGUGAACGGAGGCGCCUCUCUUCGCCCCCGUCCCCGAGGCGGGGAUCUCCCUCGUCUGUCUCGUCUCCCCUCGAUCCUCCCUUCUCGUCUUCGUUUCCUGCAUCUGCUUUUCCUGUUCGAGUUCCCCCGUCGGCACCUCUGUCUGCCGCGAUUCCGCUGCACUGGAUUUCCUCUUCUGUCGCCUCUGCUCUCGUUCCUCGAACUGUCUCCGUCUCGUCUCCGUGGGUGGAGUCUCUCCUCCCUCGACACAGCGAAAGCCGCCUCUUUUCCUGUUACUCUCGGUUGCUGUCGCCUCUUCUUCUGCGGUCAGGCUUCAGUCCGCAAGUCGAGACAGCCGGGAGCGCGGAGCCACUCUGUCCUCACAGUUUCCUGCCUCUUUCUUCUCCGGUGUCUCCUCAUCGGUCUUUCUCCAACUCUUCUCGUCCCCCCUCUGCGCCCUCUUCUUCUCCCUUCCCCUCUUCUUCCUCUUCAUCUCCCUUCCCCUCUUCUUCCUCUUCUUCUCCCUUCCCCUCUUCUUCCUCUUCUUCUCCCUUCCCCUCCUCUUCCUCCUCUUCCUCUUCUUCCUCUUCUUCGCCUUCGCCUCACCUGCGCAAUUUCCAGCGUUUGUCUGUAGACACAUUUGCGCGGUUUUCUCGAGAUCCCGUCGCGUUUUUUCGGCGCUGUCGCAUGCAGUAUCCUGUGCCUCUCUCGUGGCGGGGCGCAAGCGCGCAGUCCGUAUUCCGCAAGACGCUCGAAGAGGGGAAGAUGCACUGGAGGCAGGCGAAAGGCUCCUCGCGCCGAGCGGCUUCCCUCUUGGCGGCAGGCAAGAACCGGCUGCGGUCCGAGUGGGAAACUCGGCUGUUCUCCGAGACCGACCGCAGGGCCUUCCUCGAGCGACAGAAGGCGAAGCUGCGAGCGCAGAGGCAGCAGCUCCUGCGCCUCGUUCUCCGCCAGCAAAGAUCUGUGCAGGAGCGCGGCCUUCUCUGGCUCGACAUGCGCCGCAGAAAAGUUGAGGCGACUCUGCUGCGUUUGCAGCAAAGCGGUCGAAUGCAGCAACUCCGACGCGUCAAGUCCCAGGUCUUCCACCAAGGCAAACGAGCAACAGAGCGCUUGAAGGGCCUCUGGGAGAAGUAUGGCUGGGCGUCGGUCUUGGCUUAUGCAGGCGUCCACUGUGGAACCUUUCUCGCACUCUUCGGUCUCGCUCAGAUGAUCAGUGACGAGUCGGUUCAGCGCGUCGCCGAUCUGCUUCAUCUCGACAAGAUUAUCGACAAAGAAGCUUUGAUCAACGAGAAAAGCGCGUUCUGGGGUCGCCUGCUCUUCGCCUAUGCUGCAUGCAAGCCUCUCACACCUGUCCAGGUUGCCGUAGCGUUUUGGUGCACUCCCCACCUGGCGCGCUUUAUGGGCCGCCGCGGCAUUCCUGUUCAUGUCAGCAAGGCGACGGUGACGCAUCUGCGAGGAAAGCUCCGUUUUCGACGGCGAAAAUCGUGUGAAAAGAAUACCCUUUGACGGGAACAAAGCACGGUGUCAACGGCUCUCCGGCACCGUGUCAGGAGGUGUGUAGUGACACCGGCAGACGGGGCUGCUCGGUGUCUUUUUCGAGGGGUUGAGGCUGAAGCGGCAGCCUCUGUUUGUGUAUGUAACUUCGGGGUCCUACAACUCAGCGUAGCACCUCGGUAGUAUUUUGGUUCGGCUUCGUCUCUAGAGACAGCUCCUGUCGUGUUACACAACGGCAUGUAGUUUUUAUAUCUGCGAUUCUGCUUGCGGUGUCGAUAAGCUGCUAUCCAGAGGCGUCCGUUUGAAACAGUCCUCGCUCGUGAGGGAAUACGACGCUGCGGCCGCGUGAACUUGCCUUAGAAAACACUGCCCCUACGAAGAAUGGCAGCUUCCACUUUGGCUGGGUACGGACUGAAUGCGGCGCCCCAGAACAUCAGCUGUUACAGGAAGUGGUUGCCUAGGGCCGCACGCCGCUGGAAACACAUGUAGGCAACGCCACCAAUCAUGAUAGAAAAGCGUGAGAGAGGAACACACAGACAGGUUGACUGCAAGACUUAACAACACCUAGGAUAAAAAUCCACUACGUUCAAGCCAGGGAACGGAGGAUGCGUAGGGAGGUUCGCGUCGAUGACAACGACACAGCUCCGGCUUAGGUCUGAGUUUUCAGCUGCAACCACUUUGCCAAGAGCAGUGUUCGCAGCUGGACUGAUGCACGGUCGCCAAAGUGAGGCGGCAGUGCGUUUGUCGGUGCAGCCUGGACGGUUCUCCGGUGGUUACACUCUAAUCAGGAUGACCAGCUAACGCGUAUCUCGGCCACAGGUCGCC